Messenger RNA from Baudoinia panamericana UAMH 10762, 1638 nucleotides. RefSeq lists its product as uncharacterized. The record is from RefSeq and is a predicted model, not a curated record. The transcript is spliced from 4 exons. Lineage: Eukaryota; Fungi; Ascomycota; Dothideomycetes; Mycosphaerellales; Teratosphaeriaceae. The coding region runs from base 1 to 1638 and encodes 545 amino acids.
AUGAGAUUGAGCGUACUUUUAGCAUCCCUCGCCGCUGUCUGCGAUGCAGCUCAGGUCAAGUUUACCAACAACAUUCGCCUGCUCUUCGAUGUAGACGGUAAUCAGAUUGACGCCUAUGGCAGCAAGAUCAGCAAUUUUAAUGGCGUUUACUAUCUUUAUGGCAACAGCUUCGCGAUCGAGGGUGUGGCAUUCGGUAUCAAGUCCUAUAGCUCGGUGGAUCUGAUUAAUUGGAAAUACGAAGGCUUCCUGUUCGACCCAUACAGCAAUACACCUUGCAACGACCUGGGCGGCUGCGGUCGUCCACAUAUCGUCUUCAAUCCCAUCACCCAGUUGUAUAUUCUCUGGGCCAAUGCUGGCUCGAGUGGUUAUCCUGUGGCUACUUCUUCAACCCCAUCUGGACCGUUCUUUUUCUUGAGCUCGCCGGCUGCGAUCGACCCGCAAUUCAAUGGUCUUCAGCCCGCCGACUUCACUGUGGAGAUCUUAAACAACACCGGUUAUAUAGUCUUCUCGGCGCUCAACUUCCGUGAUCCACGGGCAGGAUCCCUCUGGCCUCCUAUCUUCCAGACGCUGCAUGCCAGCCAGCUGACGUCCAACCUGGAGAAUACCACAGAGAUCAGCUAUCCUGUGGUCUCCGUCGCCGAUGACCUCAUUGAUCAGGAGGCCGAGUCUCCGGACAUCUUUAUGCGGAAUGGGAUAUACUACAUAGUGGCCUCGAACACCUGCGGAUACUGUAACGGAUCCAUUGGUUUGGUAUAUCGUUCAGCCAGCAUACAAGGACCAUGGAUGAGACAGAUCAUUGCAGGCUACUCGUGCAAUGGACAAGUAGAGGGCGUGCUACCGCUUGUGAACCCUAGCACCGGCCAGACGACGUAUAUUUGGCACUCGACUUCCGUGCCCGGAGGCCCAAGAGUCGGCUUCGGCGGGCAUAUCUUCCAGCCGUUGCAGUUCAACGGAGAUGGCUCAGUUCAAGACCUGAAUUGCGCCGCUAAGGCUCAAUUUACGGUCGACUUUCAGGCUGGAAAUGGCACCGUUGCAUCCGGCAACGCUACCAUGGCCGGACAAGCUACGCCGUUAUCUGCUGAGUAUGACUACGUCUGCGACUCGGAUCAAUUUGUUCUUUACCAGACAUGGACGGCGGCCAAGGCCGGCACCAUUAGCAGUGUCUCCGUCAACAUUGCUGCGAGCGUGCAGACCGUACCGCUGUCUUUGACCGUCUUCAGGUUUGACAGUUAUAGCGAUCUCAUUGCGCCUGAAUACAAAUACACAACCAUGGGCACAGCCACCUUCAACCGGACCAGUCUCUCCUACGUCUUCGACGUCGCCAACGUACCAGUAACUUCCAAUGCCACUGUGCAGCAAGGCGACCUCCUGGGGCUAGCUAUCUCCGGUGCGGACUUUGUGCCAUAUUGCCAUCUUGAGUACAGUACUGGUACUGGUGCUAGUAGCUCUAGCGGGCCAACUGGGUGGGGACAUGGACCACAGGGUUCCUGGGGAGGCAGCAGCUUUUCCCCUUCCGGAACAUAUAGGCUGUUCCAGCAAGGUGUUGGUCAGAACAGUUGGCGUGGGUUGCAAGGUACAAUUAGUCCGAUUUAUGAGCGGCUUGGGAAAAGCGUGAAGUUCUUUGUAACGUACGCUUGA